This is a messenger RNA of Ciona intestinalis (vase tunicate), 2568 nucleotides long. Its product is annotated as aspartyl aminopeptidase-like. Gene Ontology annotation, molecular function: aminopeptidase activity; zinc ion binding. Gene Ontology annotation, biological process: proteolysis. The record is from RefSeq and is a predicted model, not a curated record. NCBI's taxonomy places the organism in Eukaryota, Metazoa, Chordata, Ascidiacea, Phlebobranchia, Cionidae.
ACAUUUAAAAAGCGGUCAAAAUAUUUGUUUUUGAGCUAUUUUCUUGGGGUAUUUUCAACGCUUUUGUUUUCUGUUUAAUACUAGAUGCAUCUGCAAAUAAAUUGCACCAUGUUUUCUAUUAGUUUCGACUAUUAAACGGUUUAUAUUUAUAUAUAUUUAGAAAUUAGAAUUAAUUUUUGUUUUGUUGGUAAUUUUCUCGAAAAUUGACGCAAAAAUAAUGUAAUCGUUUUUGCGUUGUUUUGUUGUGUAUGUUCUAAAGCGUUGUUUGAGUUAACUGCUUUAUGGUUUUCUAAUUCGUUUUAUAGGCCUUAUUUCUGAAUCUAUUGCAGUGUGUGGAUAAGCAGACAUAACUUUUGGUUGGUUUGGUCAUUUAUAUUCUCAUGGGUGGGAACUUGAGUGGCUUAUCCAUGGUUACCACUCCCACGCCCACAAUUGAGCUAAUAUAUGAAUGAAAGCUAAUAUAUUUAGAACCUAAUAAAUGUAUUUUGCUAAUAAUAUAUAUGUAUAUAUAUAUAUAUAUAAUUAUGGGUAUAUGUUUAUUUUAUGGAUGGUGCAACCGACCCACUUUUUAACUGAAGCUUUCCCACACUUUUUAUUUUUAGUUUUUUUAAUGAAUGUCGUUAUAUUAAAUAACUUUUAUCAAUAAUGUGUUUUAAAAACUAUCUUUUUAAUGCAGCAAAAAAUUGUAAUACAGUAUGUGUUUACAAAAAUUAUCAAUAAAAACUUUUUUCAGCCAUAAGCCAUAAUACAACAUUUUUUAAAAUGUCGCUCAAAAUUGCCAAAGAUUUUCUUAAGUUUGUUGACGCUGGGCCAUCGCCUUACCAUGUGGUGCACGAAUGCCGUUCUCGGUUAGUGGCCGCUGGUUUUACGGAGCUCAAAGAGCGGGACCACUGGAGCAUAACGCCAAGCGGGAAGUUUUUCAUGACGAGGAACCAAUCUACUAUUAUUGCCUUCUCUGUUGGGAAAAAUUUUCGACCCGGAAAUGGUUUCACAAUUGUAGGCGCUCAUACCGAUAGCCCGUGCUUAAGAGUUAAGGUUAACAGUGCUAGGCAAAAGCAAGGGUAUCAGCAAGUGGCUACGGAGUGCUAUGGUGGGGGGAACUGGAAUUCCUGGUUUGAUAGAGACCUAAAAAUAGCUGGUCGGGUGCUCGUUGCUGGGGAAAACGGGAAAAUGACGUCAGAGUUAGUGCAUGUAAAUCGUCCAGUUAUAAGAGUGCCCCAUUUGGCUAUACACCUGCAAAGAGAAAUGAAUGAGAAGUUCUCGAUUAAUAAGGAGACGCAUUUAGUGCCGAUUUUCGCUUUGGAAUCUGACAAGCAAUUGAAUAAACCAUCGGAAAAGCACCUGACUAUUCUUAUGAAUAUGCUGGGUAAAGAAAUAGGGUCUUCUGCGGAAAAAAUCGUUGAUUUUGAUCUUUUUCUGGCAGACCAUCAGCCGUCUGCUAUUGGGGGUGUUUUGGAGGAAUUUAUUUUUGCUCCGAGAUUGGAUAACCUUCUAAGCAGCUAUGCCGGGCUUCAAGCGCUCAUUGAGUCCUCUUCGGACCUCUCUUCGGAGCAAAAUGUCCGGAUGGUGGCGCUUUUUGAUAACGAAGAAGUGGGAUCAAACAGCGCUCAAGGAGCAGGGUCCUCUCUAACGGAAUACAUCCUGAGGCGAAUUUCUUCUGAUCCCAAAAAUCCAACCUCGUUCGAAGAAGCAGUGCCCAAAUCUUUGCUGAUAAGCGCCGACAUGGCGCAUGGGGUACACCCUAAUUACCCAGAGAAGCAUGAGUCACACAUGCGGCCCACAUUGCACGGCGGUCCCGUUAUUAAAACCAAUAAUAACCAGCGGUAUGCAACGACGGCCAUUACCGCGACAAUCGUCCGCGAAUCGGCGAAAAUUGCGGGCGUGCCAACGCAAGAUGUUAUGGUUCGUAACGACGCUGGUUGUGGCUCAACUAUUGGCCCGAUUUUAGCUACCAGGCUUGGUAUUCGAACCGUAGACGUUGGGGCAGCACAAUUGAGCAUGCAUUCCUGUCGAGAAGUGUGUGGCGUUCUAGCACCAGAGCAGUGCUUGAAGCUGUACGUUGCAUUUUUCCAGAAUUUCCCGAAAAUUGACGAAAAUAUUUCUGUUGAGUGAAUUUUGGAGUUUAAACACUAGAUGGAUAAGAGAGUAAUUAUUUGUGAUUUUUUGACGGAAAGUUCAUUUUUUUUGUGAUUAAAAUUUAUUUAUGUAAUGUGUUGAAAUUUUUAAUUUUUUUUCUGCUGUAGUUGUUACUUAGCGUAUUAUAUGUAUAGUAGGGGGGGCAAGAUGAGACAUUUUUAGCACAUAUUAUCAAAAUAUCCUGAUCAUGUUUUAAAAAUGAACAACGGUCUAUGGGAGUCGUGAAGAUACGGUUUCAUAAUUCUUUGAAUGUUCUUUAUUUGCUACCAAAUGGGACGAGAAAAUAGAAUGAACAGGUGUUCCAUCUUCCCCCACUCUAUAUAUAUAAAUAGAUUGAUUUUUGAGUAAAUAUUGUAAAUUUUAAUAAUACAGUUCAUAUGGCAAGACACAAUGAGAGUCAUCAUAAUUUUCUUGGUAAAAAAUUACCAAAAA